UGCUAAUCUGAAUGCGACCAGGGAAGGGUCAGACUGAUGGCCGCGAAAGGAGACUCUGGCACUGCCUGCCGCCCAGAUUCACCCGUACCAUCUCACUUGUUUGAUUUGAGCGCCUGCCAGAGCGGGCAUGCUCGGUUUGGUUGAGGUUGGGAAGCGCAGCGCUGCAGAUAUUUUAGCAGCCUUCCGAAGCAGAGUGGACCGGCAGAUAGCUGGUGAAUCAGAUCAAGACGCAAAGGAGGAAUACGCAGAUGGCACAACUUUUUUCUUGACUACGAGCGCAGCUGUUCGGCGGAGGAAGGAGGCUGAAGAGAAAGAGAGAGCUCAGAAGGAUUUGGAAGCCAAUGGCAGAGGAAGAAAGCGAUUGGCCCAUGAAUUGGAGGCGACGAGCAGGCCUCUGACUGCGCUGGAGCUCCUAUGCCAACAAUUGCCACCGCCAGAGCCAAAGCCCAGGAAGCGCGAGGACAAAGUGCCCCGACAAUUGCAAGAAGAAGUGAAGGACGAGGUUGAGAAGGUUAAGACUGCCUGGAAAAAACCGAAGAGGAAGGCCAAGGUCAUGAACGUUCCGGCGAGUCUGCAGUUCAAGUACUUGAAGGAGCUUCUGGAGAAGGCGACAGGGCCCAUUGUGGAGGGGUACAUUGAUGAGGCGUUCACGGCGUGGUUAGCUUUCGAGAGGGCUGAGGAUGCUGAGGGUUUGUACAAUGAUUUCAAUGGCGGUGAAAUCAGCGGGGAAUCCAUCGAGGUGCAGCUCCUGUCAGAUUCAGAACCGCUUGGGCGCGCAUGAAAAUAUGACAGUGUUCAGGAUUGUGUUUCCUUGUCCUCAGAAAAGUUGUUUCCAACAGCUGAACCGUUGCCCGGCUCGCAGUUUGCCAGUAUGGUCAUCUUUUCUGGUAACCCGGCC
Molecule: messenger RNA, 898 nt
Organism: Durusdinium trenchii
Lineage: Eukaryota; Dinophyceae; Suessiales; Symbiodiniaceae
Source: the annotation of a GenBank genome assembly